Molecule: messenger RNA, 1664 nt
Organism: Rosa rugosa (rugosa rose)
Lineage: Eukaryota; Viridiplantae; Streptophyta; Magnoliopsida; Rosales; Rosaceae
Product: protease Do-like 8, chloroplastic
Exons: 13
Coding region: 105-1508 (467 amino acids)
Biological process (GO): proteolysis
Molecular function (GO): protein binding; serine-type endopeptidase activity
Source: RefSeq, a predicted model, not a curated record
UUCCUCAAGUCCCAGAAAACUUAAAAGAGAGAUUUUUAGUUUUGUCUUUAUUGUUACCACUGAAAAAUUGGAAAUAUUGGGUUGCAGAGCCACCACUGAAAAAAAUGCAAGUGUUGGCAUGCAAUUCUAGUACUCCUCUGCAAUCUCAAGCAUUGAGAUUGGGCUCCCCCAAGACCCGCUUCAUUGGAAGAAGACAGCUUUUCUUUACUGGCAUGUCCUCCGCUUGCUCUGAAUCUCAAUCAACCUCUACUCAUUCCCCAGACGGCGCCGUUUUCCCCUUCCCCAUUUCCACUCCAAGGAGUGUUCAAGAACUGAGCAAGGAUAUCGAGCCAUUAGUGCGUAAGAGUACUGCUUUCACAACAAGGAGGGCUUUGUUUGCGAGUAUAUUCAUGUACUCGUUGUAUGAUCCUUCAAGGUACUUGUCAGCUCUAGCUUUAGGGGAUCCAUCUGUAACAAUUGAAGAAGUAACUCCCCCAGUUUUCGCUUCCGGAGCACUCUUCCCCACUGAGGAAAGAAUUGUCGAACUCUUUGAGAAGAACACAAAUUCUGUUGUUAACAUUUUCGAUGUAACAUUGCGCCCUCAACUUAAUGUAACUGGUGUGGUCGAGGUUCCCGAAGGAAAUGGUUCAGGAGUAGUUUGGGAUAAACAAGGACACAUUGUAACGAACUAUCAUGUAAUUGGUAAUGCACUCUCAAGAAAUCCAGGUCUUGGGCAGGUUGUUGCACGAGUUAACAUUCUAGCAUCGGAAGGGGUACAAAAGAAUUUUGAGGGAACUCUAGUUGGUGCUGAUCGUGCGAAGGAUCUUGCUGUCUUGAAGGUAGAAGCCUCUGAAGAUCUGUUGAGGCCUAUUGUUGUGGGGCAGUCAUCUUCUCUAAGAGUUGGGCAGCAAUGUUUAGCAAUUGGAAAUCCAUUUGGAUUUGAUCAUACCCUUACUGUUGGAGUUAUUAGUGGACUGAAUCGAGACAUUUUUAGUCAAGCAGGAGUCACCAUUAAUGGUGGAAUUCAAACCGAUGCAGCUAUCAAUCCUGGGAACAGUGGAGGACCCCUGCUAAACUCAAAAGGAAAUUUGAUUGGGAUAAAUACUGCAAUAUUUACUCAGACAGGUACAUCAGCAGGUGUAGGAUUUGCUAUCCAAUCAUCAACUGUGCUAAAAAUUGUCCCUCAGUUGAUCCAAUUCGGCAAAGUUGUUCGAGCUGGUUUGAAUGUGGAUAUAGCUCCAGACCUGAUUGCAAAUCAACUCAAUGUUCGUUAUGGAGCUCUUAUUUUACAGGUCCCUAAAAAUAGUGUUGCGGCGAAGGCUGGCCUACUUCCUACCACAAGGGGAUUUGCGGGUAACAUAGUCCUCGGGGAUGUCGUUGUUGGAGUUAACAACAAACCUGUUAAAAACCAAGCAGAGUUGAACAGCGUAUUGGAUGAAUUUAGCGUGGGGGAGAAAGUAAUCUUAAAUAUUCAGAGAAGCGGUGAAAAUUUGGAGGUUCCCAUAAUAUUAGAGGAAAAGAGUUCAUAAUUGGUUUGCUGAUGAUUUUUACUUGUUAGUCAGCAUAACAUUUCCUCAUUUGUAUGAGUAUAUUAUUAUUCUUGGUCCUGAGAUGUACAAUGAGGAAUUACCUGUAUAUAAAUUGAACGGUUCUGGAAAAUAAGUUGAAUCAACCAGUCUUGGGUA